Nicotiana tabacum (common tobacco) is the source of this 2814-nucleotide messenger RNA. The record is from RefSeq and is a predicted model, not a curated record. NCBI's taxonomy places the organism in Eukaryota, Viridiplantae, Streptophyta, Magnoliopsida, Solanales, Solanaceae.
UUUACUGUUUUGUAUGAAUUUUUUUGGGUUUGAAAUUUUUGGGUAUCUACAACUUGUCCUUCUAAUGCAUUUUUUUUUACUUUAUUUAUGUUGGUUGAAGCUUUUAAAGGGUUAUUAAACUAGGGUUGGGGGUUAUUUAUUCGUUUGUGGUCGUAUUGUUUGUUAAAUGUCGUUAGAUUCUAAUUUUUUUAAUUUGUGGUACAUAUUUACUUUCUUUUUUGGCUUGCAUGUGCUGGCUUCUGAAGAAUGCAAGAAAAUGUGGACUUGGAUCUUAGUAUAAUUCAUCAUAGUGAAACUUACAUUGGCUCUAUAGCUGCUGGAAUUGAUUGUGAUAGUUCUGAGGAAGAGGAAGGUGAUGAACUUGUAUCUAGUGAUUAUUACAGUGAGGAGUUGGAGAUGUUUAGAAAGGAAAGGACUAAAGAAGUCAAUAAAAAAUUAGACAUGUACAAAGAGUUGGAAAAAGGCAUGACCUUUAAAGAUAUACCUGAAGCUAGAAGAAUUAUUGGGUUUUAUACAGUUGCUAAUUCUAAAGGUCUAAAUUAAAAAAGAGUGAUACAAAAAGACUUAGCUAUAAAUGUGAUAUUGGAUGUCCUUUUAGGUGCUUUAUUUCUAAGGAUGGGCAAAGCCAAACUUUUAAGAUCAAGACUUUGAACCAAAAUCACGAUUGUGAUCCAGUUUAUCAGAAUCGUUGAGGUGAUUCCAAAACUUUAGCACAUUACUUUAAGAGAAAAAUUCAGAAUAAUCCUAAGUAUAAGAUCAAAGAUAUGAAAGGAGACUUGGAAGGAGAAUUCAAGCUCAAUGUUAGCAAGUCAAAAAUGAAAAAAGUUAAGAGUAUUGUAUUGGAGAAAUUGGAGGGGAGUUACGUGGAUGACUACAAUAGAUUAGAGGCAUACACACAAGAAUUGAGAGAGAGCAAUGUUGGUUCUAAUGUGGUGGUAAAUAUAUCCAAGGAAGCAUUGUCAGAAGGUAAAAGAAGAUUCCUUAGGAUGUAUAUGUGCUUCCAAGCUAUAAAAUAUGGCUUUAAAAAUGGUUUGAGACCUUUUAUAGGGUUGGAUGGCACAUUUUUAAAAGGAAAAAGCAAGGGGCAGCUAUUGGUGGCUGUUGGACAAGAUUCUGUGAAUCAUUUCUAUCCAAUUGCUUGGGCGGUGGUGGAUAAAGAAACCAAUAGGACAUAGAGUUGGUUUGUGGAGAUGCUAAAGAUUUUAUUAGACUUGAAGGACGGUGAAAGGGUGACCUUUAUCUUAGAUAUGCAAAAGGGGUUGUUGGAUGCUAUUUCUGUAAUAGUUCCUAAAGCAAAUCACAGAUUUUGUGUAAGACACAUUGAAGCUAACUGGGCAAAAAAAAACAAGAGGGGUGGGGAGAUGAGGAAGAUGUUGUGGUGGUGUGCUUGGAGCACAUAUGAUGAAGAUUUUAAGGAUCAACUAAAGAAUUUGGGUUCUUCGUCUGAACAAGCUGUCAAAGACCUAUUGUGGUAUCCACCUCAAAGUUGGUGUAGAGCGUACUUUGACACAAAAUGCAAGAAUAAUAUGGUGGAUAACAAUUUCACAGAAUCCUUCAAUUUUUGGAUUCUGGAAGCCAGGUCAAAAUCUAUCAUAAAGAUGCUAGAGGAUAUUAGGAUCAAGGUAAUGAAUAUGAUCAGGGAGCAUGAAGAUGAAGCUAGAAAUUGGAAAGAAGAUAUCAGUCCACUUGCAAUGAGGUUGUUUAAGGACUACAAGCACAUUGCACAAGGGUGCAAAGUUAUAUUUAAUGGAGAUAAUGGGUAUAAAGUAACAGAGGGUGUAGAUAGGCACACAGUCAACUUAUUGCUGAAGAAGUGUACAUGUAGGACAUGGGAUUUGUAUGAGAUCCCAUGUCCUCAUGCCAUCAAAGCACUGAUUCAUUAAAAGGUUGAUCUACUGACUGGGGUACAUUGGUGGUACUCUAAAGAGGCUUAUAUGCUGGUUUAUAAGCAUAAGGUGCAACCUGUUAGAGGUGAAAAAUUAUAGAAAGUAGAGCCACAUCAUGCCAUGGAGCCACCGCCUUUAGCUAAAAUGGUUGGUAGACCAAGGGUGAAAAGAACAAGAGAAAAGGACGAAGCUAGGAAAAGAGAGGGGAUAUGGUCAGCUUCAAAAAAAGGGCUUCGCGUGACAUGCGGUUAUUGUAGUGCACCAAGACAUAACAUCAGAAGAUGUCCAAUAGUCAAAGGAAAGCACAAUCUGUCUUAUGAAGAAACUUCUCAAUCACUAGAAGUUAUUCAUAUGAAAGCACCUCAAGAUUCCCAAGAUUCAGAAUUUGUAUUCAUUCCUGUUCCUGGAUUAAAUAUGUCUUCUAAUCAAUCUUCUAGUCACUCAAGUCAACAUGAAUAUGAUUCGACCUUUCAGUCUGAAGCUAACACACAAUUUUAUGAUGUUGACGAGAUUAGGUGUGAAUAUGAUCCAACUCUGAUGCCCAAGGUGAUUUCUGAAGCUAACACUAGGCUUAAACAAAGGCAACUGCUGCAAAAUCCUACUGGUACCGGGAAGAUCAAUUUCAUGGGAGAUGAAAAUGGUGUAUAUUUACCCUCUAAUCUGCCAUAUUCCCCAAAAAAGAUCACUUGGGAAGGAAAAGCAGCCCUCAAACCAAUUGGUAGAAGAAAAGGAAAGAAGAAUUACAAAACUGAAAGCUAAAAGGGCCAUGCUUUAGGACAAUUAGAAGUUAAAUUAUUUUGCUGGUUGCGAUGAUGUUAUGUAAUAUCAAUAGACUUAUAGACAUGUAAACUGAUUAUCGUUUGUUGUUUUUGUGAUGAAUCAGUUACGCCAAUGGUUUUACUGAUUCUAACAAAAAUAUAUUUGUGUC